Poecilia latipinna (sailfin molly) is the source of this 10873-nucleotide messenger RNA. RefSeq lists its product as uncharacterized. Lineage: Eukaryota; Metazoa; Chordata; Actinopteri; Cyprinodontiformes; Poeciliidae. The record is from RefSeq and is a predicted model, not a curated record. Bases 344 to 10789 code for a protein of 3481 amino acids. The transcript is spliced from 64 exons.
CAAGAAACUAAUUUAGAGGCCAACGGCCAAUAAAACUCAAGAAGAAGGCGAAGGCCCAAGACAGAAGAGGAAGAUGAACGGAUCCGAACUUCACUUUGAGCCGAAGGGUAUUUUGCAUCGUGUGCAGCUUCUGGGCCCUGAAGGGAUCUCAAGAUGUUCCUCAUUGACCAUCGUGAAGGCUGCAUCCUUGUAGCUGGAUGAUCUGAAAUCCCAACUAACAUUAGCUUUGAGCAAAGUUCACAGUGUUGUUGAUUGGAUUAUGUUCUGUACUAUAUAUAUACACAAUACCAACUGCCUUGGCCAUAAAUUUAUCAAAUUUCCUUAAUUAAAACUGCUGACCAUCAUGUCUUAUCCCAUGUAUAAUCCAUUUGCCUCUGGGGAUACAAAUGCCUCCCAGGGACAAUAUGGACUCUCUACUGGACAGACACAUGGAACCAUAUGGAGGACUGUACCUAAUCUCGGACUUGGAUCCAGCAUAAGCUUCCCUGGACAGUCAUUUGAUGGAUCUAGUUUGCCUGCAAUCAACAGGCCUGAACCAGGUCAAACCACUUCAAACAUCCAUUUACAGAGUACCUUCAAUAUUUCUGCCAGAAAUCAAAUAACAUACCAAUCUUUUGGUCAAGGCGCCACCACAACAGAGUCAAGCUUUUCUGUCUCAUCAGCUUCUCAGUAUCAUCAACAAUCCAAUGUUUGUGAUGGGAGUAGUUCUUUUAACUGGUUCCCAGUUAAAAAUUCCUCAGAGUCUUCUUUAAAUCCUUAUGAUUACGCAGCUCAACCAAUCGGCCAACCUCUAGCCCAAGAGCUUGCGCUCACACCUUGCAUAGCUGAAAAGAUUUUACUGCAUUAUGGAUUUCAAAAAGAGGACUUGAAUGAACUCAUAAAUUACCCCGACGAGGAAACUACAGCCGAGAAGCUCCCCUACACUUUACAAAAGAUUCGUAUGAAGAAUGCCAACAGAGCUUUACCUGCAGCCACGUCAGACGUUACAUCUCAACCGAGUUCAAGUGGAAUUGUUGGUUUGAAAAAGCCAACGAUAUUUCAUGAUGAACCACCAUCGAUCAGUUGUCACACAUCUGGGGAUGAACAUACAAAUGUUGAGGGUAAGACUGUUGAGAAGUUUCUCAGUAAGGCUCAGAGUUGUGGAUUCACUUUGCUGAAGAACGAUGAGGCUAGCAGUCAGGCUAAAAGAGUGACUGAACAACGCUUGGAAUUAAACACCAGUGGUUCCAUUUCUUCACGUGACACGCUGGGCUCCAUUACCGGCUUGAGCUCAACAAGGAAUAUUGUAGCUCAGGCCCAACAGGUGGAGACUCAAUCAAACCAGACUUUGCAAUCAAGCGUCCCUGUCUUUUCUCUGCAAAAUAAAAGCAGGGUCAUUGUAUCGCCAAAGUUUGGCCUCUGUGGGUCUCCACCUGUAGAAGCACCAACUCACCCAUUUACAUCAAAAACACAGUCACCAAGUAAUAUAAGCCAGGGUGUACGUUUAAGUGGACCUGUCCUUGUUCACACAGAAAGUAAAACUCAAGACCAAAAGUCAAAGAUCACAAAGUCGGCACUGCAGAAGCACCUGCAGAAGCAGUCACAAUUACAGAUCACACAAGCUGGGCAGCGUGCAGAGCCCACUGCUCUGAAACAAGUUCCUGCUCCCUCUUUCAUCCCCACUGUUGCAGAAGUUUCACAUCCCAUUCUACAGUCUGGCAACAAUGUCGUCUCUUCAUCUGUCCCAACCGUGGAUCUGGUCAAGACCACUGAUACACAAGGAUCUAAGCACCAGUCUCCAGUAAAACCUGCAACCUUCAAGGGUCUGCCGUCACCAGCCAAGAUGCAUGACUGUACUGUUAGCAAACCAAGGAAGUUUCCACAUACCUGUUCUUUAUGCAAGGCAAACUGUUCUCAAUUGAAGGAUUGGACUGACCACCAGCAAACCAGUCUACACGUUGGGAACUGCAAACGUCUUCGGGAACAACACCCAGAGUGGGAUGGCAAAGUACCAGUGCAAAGUGAUGCCAUUAGAAGUGCCAAGGUUUCUCCCUCAACUUCUGACCACAUGUCCCAUGAUCAUAAAAAGAAAACCAGUGAUGGGACGCGUUCCCGGUCUUGCUCUCGCAGCCCAUGCCGACGUCGCAGCUCUACCCGUAGAAGCACCACUUCCAGCAGCAGUUCUAGAUCUAAAAGUCCUCGCAAACGCCGCAGUUCUGGGUGUAGAAGAACUUCCACCAGCAGUAGUUCUCCCUCUAAAAGUCCUCAUCGACGCCGUACAUUUAGGCAUAGAGGGGCCACUACUAGCAGUAGUUCUCCCUCUAAAAGUCCUUAUCAACGCCAUACUUUUAGGCGAAGAGGGGCCACUACUAGCAGUAGUUCUCCCUCUAAAAGUCCUUAUCGAUGCCAUACUUUUAGGCGAAGAGGGGCCACUACUAGCAGUAGUUCUCCCUCUAAAAGUCCUUAUCGACGCCAUACUUUUAGGCGAAGAGGGGCCAGUACUAGCGGUAGUUCUCGCUCUAACAGCCCUCGUCGACACAGCAGCUCUGAAGGUCGAAGGGGAAGACGGAGCAACAGGACACAAUCAUUUCACAGUCCCAGGCACAGUCACAGGUCUCGGUCUAGAUCUGCAUCUCCACGGCACAACCACCGUAUUUUCUCCAACUAUCAGAGACGUUCAAGUGAUUGGGAGAAACGUCUUUCACCAAAAAGAGGGUUUAAGACUCUUGGUUUACCAAGACGGAGCUCUGAUGAACCAUCAUCUCCAAGGACAAAUAUUGAGCAAUUGCGGUCACCAAGGACGGGCCAGGAGCAACUCUCACGUACGACUAGAGACCCAGAACAUGGUGAUGAAAAACAGCAGUCAAGCAGGAACCCCAAUCGAUGGUUGUCUCCAAGAAGUGAGGAGAGAAAGAGGCCACGAGGAAGGAGCCGUGACCGACAACAUUCACCUAGAAGGAGCAGUGCACAACAGUUGUCUCCAGCAAGACCUGUAAGGACCGAUGAGCAACAGUCAUUAUGUCAUGACAAACAACGUUCACCGCAGAAGAAUCACAAGGCACAGUCAUCGCCAAGAGAAAAUGAUGGGAGGCAGUGCUUAUCCGAGAAGCGUAAGGAGCGCUCCUCAGUAAGUGGAAGCCAUAGGCGACAGCUGUUCCUGGAGGAAUCUCCGAAAAAGAAGCCAUGCAGUGAACAAAUUCUAACAAAGCAACCAAUGAAUUCAGCUUCUUCUGUGCCAGAGCAGCUAAACACUGCCAGUGUGUUCAAGCCUUUAGCUCAUACUGUACUGGCUGAGCAAGCUAGAAAACGGCCAUCUUCAUCAUCACAGUCAUUAUCAAUGACCAACAAGAUGGAGGCUUCCACAUCAUCAAGAGGCAGCAGCCAAACAUCCGUUUCCUCGUCAUCUUCCUUCAACCCAACAAAGUUAACGUUGGACACAAAUUUGAAUCUGGUGCAACCUAACCUUCCAAGGAGUGAGGAAUGUUCUACGACUAUACCCAAGCCUCCAUUUGCUCAUCACAGUAAACCAUCACCUCCAACCAUGUUGAAACUCAGAGGCAAUUUUGAUACUCUCUCCCAUGGUGACGUGAUCGCAGCCAUGGAGUCCUUUGGGAAAACCAAAUCCCUCUUACUGUUUAAGUCUAAACAAGAGGCAACUGUGUGUUUUGAAAAAGAGGAAGAUGCUGCCAAGCUUAAAGGCUUAAAAAGCCUUGAGAUAAAAGGAGUUUCCCUCACAUUUGGUGCAAAGCAGGACAGAGUUUCAGAGGCCCCUUUAUCUGCGUCUCCAGAGGAUCAGAAAAAUCUUAGUCCAGAAAAGCCCGCUGUGCCCCGUCAGUCUGCUUCUGCUAGAAACUUGGUUCUCCUGCCACUUAAAACGCUUUUGUCUAUCCAAAUAAGGUCCAAAAAGAGCGCAGCAGUCAAACUUGUGAAAAAAGCCAAAGUCUUGGCUUCCAAAGGAAAGUGUGUCUCCAAGAAGCAGGUGGUUCAAACUGUGAAAACGGUCAACGUGGCAGCAAAACAGUCUGUAAAAUCAGCUAAAGACAAGAAAGAAGCUCCAAAGCCCGAAAAGACACUCAGUCCCGGUAACUGUGGACAAAAAUCAAAAGGGAAGGAACACAUCCCGACUGCAACAAAACUAAGGCUGAAAGAAAAUAAUGACUCCUCUGUGGGUAAAGUGAUAAAAGUAUCAGAAACGAAGAUCCUGCUGGGUGAGACUCUUCCACCCAGCAGCAAGAAAAUGGAAGAGGUUGAAGCAAAACCAUCCAAGUCUGACAAAGAGACUCUCAAGGCCGAAAUCUCAACAACAAACCUUCAAGACGUUGUUGCACCUGAACAAUCUGCAACAACAGAACAAACCCAAGUUAACAUGGUUAGUAGUGAGACGGAAACUGUGAAAAAUGCUGAGUUGGGAACAAGUGGAGCACCAGAGCCAAUAAAAAUGGACGAACAAGAGCAAAAACCCGAAGAACCACCAAAAGUUGGGACUUUUGGUGAAUUUUCAACCGGUUCGCCUCUGAAACGAAUGGCCAGUGAAAAUCCAGAGACCUCUGUCCAAAUAAAAACUUUGUCGAAUCUAGAGUCGACUGCACAGAAUCUGAAGUCCAGCGAAAAGCAGACAGAACCGCAGACUGCAGGAAGCUCUGCUGAAGCUCCAAUCGAAACAAAUCAAACGGAUACAGCAAAGCCACCCAGUCCAACCACUGAAACCACAGCAGAAGCGAGUGAGAAGCAGCUGACUGUUGGGGAGAGGAUUGUCCCCGAUUACCUGAAUCAACUGAACCUAAACAGCAAAGAUUACAUUCUGGCAUCAAGCAUCCUGGAGUCCAGGCCGUUCAGCUUCGUUUACCCAAAGCUGCUGCUGAUCACCAACCUGCCCUCGUAUGACAGCUGCAGCUACGCUGAGAAGGACGUUGUGGAUCUGCUCUCUACAUUUGGAUUUCAAUAUUCAGAUGACAGGAUCUUCAUCUUUCCUCAAGGCUGCAUGGCUUUUGUGCUGAUCCCCAGUGAGGAGUCAUUGACGGAUCUGCUUAAGGCGUCAGAAGAAAACCGCCUCAUCUUCAAACAACACAAACUUUGUUUGUAUAUCGUGAAAAAAUACAUUUCAAUGACACUGCCUGGCUUUUAUGAAUCGAUCAUGGAGCUAGCAUCUUUUAGUGUCGAGGUGUCGAAUGUGAUCUUCAUCAACAACAUUUCCCCGAGCGACGCCGUCACUGUCAGAGAGGCUUUGAGGAAGAUUGGUGGCGUCAGAAACGUCCUGCUUCUGCUCAACAAGGUUUUCAUUGAAUUCGAAUCCAUUUAUGACGGCGAUCGCCUCGGAGUUUGGUACAGCCUCCUGAAAGUGGGCUUUACUCACAUGAUUCAACGCCUGAAUGUACCUGUGAGCUCCAAGGAAUCACAACCACCAUUACUGCCACUGAAAGCCCUUCCAGACCAAGAUGUUAUCAUUGCUGGGGCAGAAACACCAAAAUUGCAGUAUGGCAUCCCUAUAGGCACAUGUUCGCCGUUUUGGGUGACGAUGACAACGCAGCCCUAUGUUUUUCUAACUGCCUCUCCUUGGUUUAACAUCCCAAAUUUUCUGACAAUCCACUGGAACCAAGGCUUUUCGGUAAUCACCCACCCAGCCUCUGUGUUCUGCACCCUAAUGCUGACGGGUUUGCCAGAGGGAAACUACAAACACGAAGACGUCGCCAAUCUGGUGUGGCCUUAUUUCUCCAAGCAGAAUCUUCAGACUCUCUGUUACAACAUCGUGGUCCUCCCACUGCAGAGGAGGGCCUUUGUGUUUUUCUGCGACUGGGAGGCGUUCAGCAACUUCAUCCUGAAUAUCCGCCAAAAGCCGUUAUGUGUGAAGAAGUCGCCUGUGUUCCUCCACUUGGUCAUGCAGUGCAUUCGACCUGGAAACAGCGAGGAAAUGAUGUACAAAACGAUGAUGAGAUGGAGCAAUGUGCCUGUUGCAGAUCCGGGCUCCCUGGAGGAGCGGCUGCUGUGUGUGGAGAUCACUGAACUGCACCUGUGGCUCAUCCAGGACAUAAUGAAGGAAGUGGCUUCCAUCGCCAGCUUUGUCAACUUCCUGCCGCUCGGUAACAGGAUUUGCGUUGAGAUGUUCGACUCCACCGGCGUGAAGAAGGUGGUGGAGGAAUUCGCCUCCAGAAAGAAGUUAUCGACACACAAGAUCUGGAGCAGAGUUGGACAUGUUGAGUCUUCGAAGGACCUCAGGAAGCGUCUGCAGUGCUGUAAGAUGACGACCUGUGAACUUAAGGAGUCUGCUAAAAUAACUUCGUCAGUUUCCAAACCUGGACCAAAAGUUCCUGUGAGUGAACAGAAAACUCAGACAGAAGCUCCUCCAGCAGCCGCCGGCGUCGUUUCCCUCACACUGACUGGAGCGUCCAAACAGCGGCCUGCUGCUGCUUCUUCCUCCUCUCCCUCAGCUACGGAUCGCUCCCUGACCGUGGGAGAGAGGCUGGAACAUCUGCUGCUGCCACAAAAAAUUAGCUGCCUUGAUGAAAACGCUGUCAAAUCACCAAAAUCUAAUUCAGUUUACACAAGGCUGCUGUUAAUAACAAACCUGCCAAAGUAUCACGACGGCUGCUACACUGAGAGCGACAUCGCAGAUCUGCUCGGAUUUGAAUACAUGGAAAAAAACAUCUACGUGAUUCCUCAGGCAUGCAUGGCUUUUGUGCUCGUGCCCAAUCAUCAAGCUGCGCAAGAAGCUUCCCAAAAAGAAUCCUUGACUCUAAACGGACAGAAACUCUGCGUCCGGAUUGUCAUCAGCAAGAUUUUUAUGGCUCCAUUUGAAUUUUAUAAAUCUCUGAUGGACCUGGUCGGAUUUCCGGUCACUGAUGAUGGAACCAGAACCAUCUACAUCAAAAACAUCUCACCGAGCGAGACCCGGGACCUCAGGGAGACGCUGCGAAAAAUCAGACAUGUUACAAACUACCUUCCUCUGCUCAACAAGGUGUUUAUAGAGUUCAAGUCCGGCCGCGAUGCUGAUCGGAUCGGAGUUUGGUACAGCCUCCUGAAGCGCUGCCCUGCUCAUAAGGUCUACAGGAUGAAACUGCCCCGAAGCAACAGCACAUCUCUGCCACCCAAGAUGGCUCCAAACGCUCUGCCAGACGCCAACAUCGUCACCGGGGCGGUUGCCCCGGUAACAAACUGCGGUGUUCCACAGGGCAGCUCGCCACCAUUUUCAGUUACCUUGACGACCGAUCCUUAUGUCUUCCCGACCGAGUCUCCUUGGUUCAUCAUCCCAAAUUUUACCACAAUCGCAACCAAGAAGAACUUGUGGACACCUGCCAGUAAGGGCCCCGGGGCCUCCGUCAUCAUGCUGACGGGUUUACCUGAAGGAAACUACAAACACGAAGACGUCGCCAAGCUGGUGUGGAAAUAUUUCCCCAAGCAGAACCUUCGGACCCUCUACUACAACAUCGUGGUCCUCCCUCUGCAGAGGAGGGCUUUUGUUUUCUUCACCGACUGGACGUCGUGCUGCAGUUUUGUUGAAGAUUUCUUCAAAAAUCCGGCUUCCAUCAAAGACUCCAAGCUGUUUAUCCACCAGGUUUUACAGGAAAUGCUUUCUGGUCACACUGAGGGGGUCAUGUACAGAAAUAUGAUGAAAUGGAGCAAUGCGCACGUUCCGGAGCUCGAGGGUCUGGAGGAGCGGCUGGUCGUUGUGGUGAUGGCCAACAUUUCUGUGUACCUCAUCAUAAAGGUUGUGGAGAAGGUGGAGUCCAUCGCGCCGAUCGUCAGCUUUCUGCCGCUCGCCAAACGGAUUUGCAUUGAGAUGGUAGAUUCAAGCAGCGUCACUAAAGUGCUGGAGAAUACUGAUAAAGAUUGGCCAAACAUCCAAAGCCUUGAAUCAGUGAAGAGCCUGAAGCAGCGUCUCGACGAAUCUGCUAAGAUCACAGUAAACCUGAACCUGGACGGCGAACGUGUUGGGACUAAAACUCCAGCUGUAAACAGUGAAGCUCAGCUUCCUGUUGCUGCUGCUUCUGCUGAAAAGACACAGCCUGGAGUCCAAGGACAUGUCGGGUGUUCUGCAGAAACGUCCGGUGUUUUCUCAUUAGACAAAGAAAACGUAUCGUCAGAAACAAAAACACCUCAAACCUGUAAGAAGGCUGUGGCUGAAACAGAAGCUAAUAUGAAAGAAAAGGCAGAAAAAGCUGAGGCAGAGAACAAAAGCGCGUCCUCCAGAUGUACCGCUUCAGAAAAACAAGUGGGUAUCUCCGAAAAGGUUCGAGAAUCUGCAGAAAAGACGACGAAAGCGAGAAGUGAAACGGUGACUAAAAAGAUGGAAGCGGCAGAAGCAGCUAAAGACGUUCAGCCACAAGUUAGCGACGAUGAUAAACCAGCAGAGCUGAAGGAGAUGGACCAAACGGAGGUCAAACGUUCUGGUGAAGCCAAAGAAGAAGUGAAACCCGGCAAAAAUCCGCCAUUAACAGAGAAAACUGCAAAUAAUGAAACUUUGACUGGUCCAUCUCAGACCACAGUAAAAACCCAGCAGCAGAAAACGGGAACCUCAGGCUGGCUCUCUGCGCGCAGCUCUCCAACAUUGCGUUCUCUCUCAACGAUUCUGGUGAUCCAGAACCUGCCGGAGUUUGGUGAUGGCUGCUACACAGAAGCUGAAGUCAUCGCUCUGCUCCAGACGUUUGGCAUUCAGUGUAACGAAGACAGAAUUUUCAUCCUUCCUCCAUCUCAUAUAGCGUUUGUUGUUUUUCCAGAUUUAGAGGCAGUGCAAAAACUGACGUCAUGGAAGGAGGACAUCCUCUUCAAAGGGUCCAAGCUCAAAUUCGGUGUCAUUAAACGCAAAGAACCAUCGAAUUUAUUUGGCGUUUAUAAAUUCUUGAGGAGUUUCACCAGAUUUCAUCUGCAGAAAAACUGCAUUUGGACAGAAGUGGUUUACAUCCAGAACAUCUCAGUAAAUGAAGUCAAAGAUCUUAGAGAAAAGUUGCAAGAGAUUGGGAGUGUCGCAAACUACCUGCCGCUGCUCAACAAGGUUUUUGUUGAAUUUCAAACUUUUUUUGACGCUGAUCGGAUUGGAGUUUGGCACAGCUUCCUGAAGGAUCGGCGCUCCUACAAAAUAUACAGGCUGGGGCUGCCGGUGUCAACCUACAAAUCACAGCCACCAAGAGUGCCAGACAGAGCUUUGCCAGAUGGUAGCAAAGCCGUCGAUGGCGCCGUCAUCCCAACUAUGAAACGUGGCGUUCCUCAGGGCAGCACUCCUCCAUUCUGGAUCACCAUGACAACCUACCCUUUAUUGUUUCCCACCUUCUGUCCCUGGUUCAACAUCCCAGAUUAUCUGACAGUCAGUCCGAUGAACGGUUUUAAGAAAACCAUCAGCCAGGCCUCAAAGUUCUGCACCGUCAUGCUAACGGGUUUGCCUGAGAGAAACUACACCCACCAGGAUGUUGCUAAGCUGGUGUGGAAACAUUUCCCCAAACAGAAUCUGCAGACUCUGUUCUACAACGUGGUGGUUCUUCCUCUGCAGAGGAGGGCAUUUGUGUUUUUCUGCAGCUGGGACGACUGCAGUGAUUUUCUCAUGAAUCACAUCAAAAAUCCAGUUUCUGUUAAAGGCUCCCUGCUCAGUGUUCACCUGGUGUUGGAGGACAUGCAUCCCGGAUUCAGAGAGGUGACGAUGUACCGAUCUGUGAUGAAGUGGAGCAACGCUCACGUCUCCCAGCUCCGGCGUCUGGGGCAGCGGCUGCUCUGCGUGGAGAUCUCUGAACCGACAACUCACCUCAUCAUGACAGUCAUGAAAGAAGUGGCAACCGUUGCUGCUUUCGUCAACUUCCUGCCGCUUGCUAACAGGAUUGUGAUUGAAAUGGCUGAAUCAAGUGGUGUAACAGCAGCUGUUCUCCAAAUCUCACCGAACUCCUCACCAGAACACCACAUGUGGAGCAAAGUUAAAAGUGUUGAACCUUUAAAGAGUCUGAGAUGGCGUCUUCGAAAGUCAAGAGAGGCUGUGAUAAACCUCGAGUCUGAUUCAUCGGUGAAACCAGCUGCCUCAUCAAAAUCCAAACCAGACGAGGGAAACCUUUGUUCAGAACCAGAGCAGAAUCUUCCUCCGAAGAGGAGGAAGCUGGAGCUGAGUGACCAAUCCCAGAUUCUUAACAAGAAAACUGAAGAUGAAACAACCCAGGUAAAACGUCAGGAAGACCUUCAGGUCCUCGUGAGUCCAACUGGAGAUCAGAGCAACAAAGAGACAAAAGUCCAGAAACCAGGAAGUCCCUUCAGGCUUCCGUCUAAAGACGUUAAACUUCACCAAACGAUGGAGUCAACGGAGGAUCAACCAGAAACUAACGGAGGAAGAACCAGGCCACCUAAAGAUGGAGAAAAGGUUCACGAGACGCAAAGGUUGAGUUUUCCUCAACAAACAGAAGCUGGAAACGUUUCCCAUCAGAAAGCGACUGAAGACGAUGAAGAGGAGGAAACAAACGAGGAGGAAAGCCCAGCAAACAAAACGAGAAAGCUCCCAAAGUCGUCUUUGAAAGUUCUCAGGAAUCUGGAGGAAGAGGAAGAGGAUGAUGAUGGAGGUGAAGAGCGAGAGGAAAACUCAGGUUUUGUUUGUAUUUCGUCGUCGUCAUUUCUGCAGCCGGUGAGUUUGUGGAGCCCAUCUUUGGCCUUUUCUGCUCCGUCUGUUCGGUUUUCUUCUUGGACGAGAACGCAGCCGAGGAUUCCCACUGCUGCAGCCUCUCUCACCUCAACAACCUGCAGAUUCACUACCAGAAACUUUUACAUUAAUCUGAGGAACGAUGUGAAGUCAGAAAUCCAACCCUGGGAGUUUCCUGAAGGUUUCUGCUGGAGCUCCUGGUUGUCGUAGUGGGUUCUGCUGCAGCAGUGCAGGUCUUUAUCAGCGCCUUCGUUGAGGUAGAAAACCGAGCAAAGGUUACAGAAAUACGCCAGU